UUUUACUAAAUUUGCGAGCUCCCUCUUCUGCCAGGACAUCGGCUGUCCCCCGAGGCCGUCCCGCGCGGCUCGUAAUUCAUUUGCAGCCCUCUGCUUUGGGUGUUAUUUUCUAUUGCAAUGAGGAGAAAAGGAGUGCAACGGCAGGCGAGCGCGAGCGCCAGUGCGGGGAGUGAUGAGUCAAUACAACUAAUAAUUUAAUGGGGACACAGGGAGAGAGCGAGGGAGAGAGAGAAAGGAAGAGAGGGUCCGUCCGGCCGCAAAUAAAACCGACAGCGUGCACAACCGGGAGAAGCUGUCAUCAAUUUUCAACACGCCUGAUGCGUCACAGAAAUCGGAAACUAAAACUCACUUUUUUACCUGUUUGUGACAACAGAUCAUACAUCGUAUUCACAUGAGAAGACGGGUCAUUUUCGCUUCCCUUUUUCCGCUGGACGGUAGACAGGCAAAGCUAACGCACCACUGGAGAUCCUUGUACGUACUGAAGACGUACAUGUACUAUACAGUGCGCACAGGAGAGCAGGCUAACGGCACAUUUCGGCGUUUAUUUAUGUUCGUGUCUGAUCUUUUGGUACCUUUAUUGCAAGCUUCCAUAUGCGUGACGGAUGUUGUUAACUCCAGUGGAGAGCUCGGCGCACUUACAAUGGAUAUGUGUAUAUUUUUAAAACUUUUCUGAGCGAGCCUGUCUGUUUCUUUCCGAUUCGCAAGACGAUGUCAUUUUGGCGUGAAUGAAAUAUUAGCCUGCCACUAUCGCCAAUUAUCGCUCGUCAGUAUAUUGCAUCUCACCGCUCACCCAUGUUAUCGCCUUCCUGCCCAGCUGAGAUCACGCACGUAAACAUUUUAUUUUCUGUUUAUGGAGAAUCGCCUUUCGUCCUUCGGAGAGAGGAUAUUCCUCCAGAAGACUGAUGUCCUUUGUCAUGCCUAGAGCGCAUUAAAACUUUAGUGUUUCCGUCCUUCGCACGAAUUUGAGGAAAGCAUAAAUCACCCACGCGGCUUAAUGUGCUUCCGAGUUUUGAAGUGGUGACUGUGAGUGGGGGGGGGUGGGGGGCGGAGUAUGAUGGCCCACCUCAGCGAGGCUUGUCGUGGGAAGGAGAACUGUGAGCUGCCCAACAGCGGCCCCGACCCCAAGGGCCCCCCGGCCAAGAUCGCCCGGCUGGGGGCCCCGGGGGCCAAGCUGCCUGGGGGGGUCCUCAAGCCGCUAGGCCACGCCCACCUGAGGUCCUGCCACAGGAGAGGUAACAUGCUGCCGGUGUUCUGUGUUGUUGAGCACCAGGAGAGCUCGCUGGACUUCCUGGACAGUAAGGAGGAGCAUGCGGAGUUUGUGCUGGUCAGGAAGGACAUGCUGUUUAGUCAGCUGAUUGAGAUGGCUCUCCUCUCAUUGGGUUACUCCCACAGCACUGCUGCACAAGCCAAAGGUCUGAUUCAGGUGGGGAAGUGGAACCCUGUCCCUCUCUCCUGUGUGACGGACGCUCCGGACGCCACAGUGGCAGACAUGCUGCAGGAUGUGUAUCAUGUGGUCACUUUAAAGAUUCAGCUGCACAGUUGCCCUAAUCUAGAGGACCUCCCUCCAGAGCAGUGGACACACUCCACAGUGCGGAAUGCCCUGAAGGAGCUGCUCAAAGACAUGAACCAGAGUUCUCUAGCGAAAGAGUGUCCCCUCUCUCAGAGUAUGAUCUCCUCCAUUGUGAAUAGCACUUACUAUGCAAAUGUGUCUGCUGCCAAGUGCCAGGAGUUUGGCCGCUGGUACAAACAUUUCAAGAAGGCGAAAGACAUGAUGGAGAUGGAUGGCCUACCAGACCUCUCCUCGUCGGGCAUGAACCAUGUGACCUUCAGCCAGAAGCCAAUCGCAGGCAGCACGGCGGAGCCGCCCCCCUCUUCACCCGUCCCACUCCCCCCCCACGCCGGGCAAACAUCGGCCCGCCCCCCCCUGCCCGCAGGGCUCCACCCGGGCCUGGUGUCCAGCCCCAUCAGCCCCCAGCUGGUGAACCAGCAGUUUGCCAUGGCCCAGUUCCUCAACCAGCAGUACGCCGUCAACCGGCUGCUGGCUCACCAGUCCCUCAGCCAGCAAUACCUGAACCACCCACCCGUCACCCGCGGCAUCGGCAAGACCCCACCCGAGCCCCAGGUCACGCCCACUGCUGAGGUGUCCUCCGAGAUCUACCAGUGGGUGCGGGACGAGCUGAAGAGGGCGGGGAUCUCUCAGGCUGUGUUUGCACGCGUGGCCUUCAACCGGACGCAGGGCCUGCUGUCGGAGAUCCUGCGGAAGGAGGAGGACCCGAAGACGGCGUCGCAGUCGCUGCUGGUGAACCUGCGGGCGAUGCAGAACUUCCUGCAGCUGCCAGAGGCUGAGCGGGACCGCAUCUACCAGGAGGAGAGGGAGAGGAGCCUGAAUGCCGCGUCUGCCGUGGGGACCGCCCCGCUCAUCAGCACGCCCCCACCCCGCUCCGCGCAGGGCAGGAGAGAGGACAGCAACAGCUGCAGGUCUGAAGACUGGCCACAGCGUGUCCCCAUGGGAAUGCCUCCUGCGAAAACCUCUCCCCUCCCGGCGGAGCGUAACGGGAAAGCAGACAGCUCCGCGCUUGGCAUCAGCGCCUCCAUCUAUGAGGAGAUCCAGCAGGAGAUGAAGCGUGCCAAGGUGUCCCAGGCCAUGUUCGCCAAGGUGGCCGCCUCCAAGAGCCAGGGCUGGCUGUGUGAGUUGCUGCGCUGGAAGGAGGAUCCAGCCCCAGAGAACCGCACUCUGUGGGAGAAUCUGUCCAUGAUUCGCCGCUUCCUGAACCUGCCCCAGUCAGAGAGAGACGCUGUGUACGAGCAGGAGAGUAACGGAGGCCAGCAGCACCUGUCCGACCGCCCCCCACACCUGCUGCAUCUUCCCACUGAUCCUGUACAGUCUCAGUCCGGCCAGCAGCAGCAGCACCGGCAGCCCUCCCCGUUGCCACAGCAACACCCGCCCCAGGCCCCGCUGUCCCAGCAGCCCUUGCAGCAGCAGGCGGGGCCGCGGCCGGCGGAGCUGGAGGGGGAGGGCCGGGGCGGGGCCAAAGCGAGGCCGGGGGCGCGGAUUUCGCUGGAGGCUCUGAGGAUCCUCCAGAGCUUCAUCCAGGACGUGGGGCCGCACCCCGACGAGGAAGCAGUGCAUACGCUAUCCGCACAGCUCGACCUGCCCAAGCACACCAUCCUGUCCUUCUUCCAGAACCAGCGCUUCCAGGCCAACCACCGGCAGGAGGGCCGGCCCAACGGGCCUGCGGGCCCCGAGGGGGAGGAGGAGCUGGCCGACCCGCAGGAGGACGGCCCGCUGAAGGAGCUGGACAAGAGCACGCGGACCGCCGGCACCGUCUUCGCCAUCAAGUCCGAGGAACGCGUCUCCUGCCCAGACCACGCCCAGUCUGACCACGCCCUUUCCAACCACGCCCAGUCUGACGACGACCAGUCCGACCGCCCCUCUAAAGAGUAGCUCUCUGCUCUCUGAGAGCCCUGUAGUCCAUCUGAAUAAAGACAGUAAUACAGCAGUCAAGUAUUACUUCUACUUUUCUAUUAAUUUUUCUCUUUUUGCCUCUUUAGUAAAAUCACUUACUGUAAAGGCCAAAAAAUGAAAAAUAUGUUACCAUGGAUAUCUGCAGGCGGCACUUCGUCUAACGAUAUAAAAACACUGAUUUUGCUCCUGGUGAAAGAGGCGGAGCUUGAUGAGACGGUGGUCAGAUGUGUUGAGUUCGUUGGAUUCCAAACCCAUGUGACGCGGGGACAGUGUCAGUGCCGAGGACCCCAGAGGUGGUCGUACACGUGCCUGCAGACAGAAUUAAGCUGUUCUUUAUCAUCCUAAUCUCAAAUCACCAAUCAGCUGAACUCUGGGACCCACUGUCGCAGGUGUGCAGAUCCCUUUUCUCAUGUUGUUUGCUAUGAGGAAGUGUUGAUGUAUAAACAGACGUAUAUUAACUGUAAAAAAGAUUCAGUUCUAAAGAAAC
This is a messenger RNA of Megalops cyprinoides (Indo-Pacific tarpon), 3953 nucleotides long. It is a transcript of the gene satb1a, whose product is annotated as SATB homeobox 1a. The record is from RefSeq and is a predicted model, not a curated record. Bases 1052 to 3445 code for a protein of 797 amino acids. Lineage: Eukaryota; Metazoa; Chordata; Actinopteri; Elopiformes; Megalopidae. Gene Ontology annotation, biological process: regulation of transcription by RNA polymerase II; chromatin remodeling. The transcript is spliced from 12 exons. Gene Ontology annotation, molecular function: RNA polymerase II cis-regulatory region sequence-specific DNA binding; DNA-binding transcription factor activity, RNA polymerase II-specific.